GCAAUAAUAAGAUUACUUCAAAUCUUGAUCCUCCAAUGAAUCAUCAACUUCAAGUAUCAAAUGAAAAUGAAGAUAAAUCAUCAUCACAACAAGAAGAUGAUGAUGAUGAAAAUAAAGAUGAAUUUUUUCAUGAAAUCCUCCAAAGUGAUUACCAACAUUUGCAACAAUGGCCUACUUAUUUCACUCCCCCUAGUGCAACUUUAGUCCCAAAACACCAAAACAACACACAAUGUCCAAGUCACAAAGAGGAAACCAAGAGAGUAUCACUAAAAAGGAAGCCAAAGAGGGCCAAAAAAGAUGUUAUGGAAGUCCAUGGAAGCCGCAUUGUCCAAGCCACGGGGAGGAAAGACAGGCACAGCAAGGUUUCAACAGCCACAGGUCCGAAGGACAGGCGUGUUAGGCUCUCUCCUAACACGGCAAUUCAGUUCUAUGACGUGCAAGAUCGUCUUGGCUAUGACCGUCCUAGUAAGGCUAUCGAUUGGUUGAUUAAAGAAGCUCAAAGGGCUAUCAAUGCGCUUGAAAAAACUCCCUUUCAAGUAUUUUCCAAUAAGAUUGACUCGACAAAUAAAGCACUGAAUGUCCGAAAUGAAGAAGGCCAAUUUGCUCUUGAACAAAGUUGGUCUGUUGAUAAGAAAACGGAGUUAGAAGAGUUGGCUCGCCAUUCUUCGAAACUUAAUGCCACAAUGCAGCAUUCAGCUGAUCAAUUUCCAGAGGGAUGCUAUAAAGAACAGAGUUCAAAAGUUUGUCAAGCAAAUGCCACCAAAAUUGUGAAUUCAUCAGCAAAUGGUUCCAAGAUUCAAUCUUUUUGUGAAUUUCAGACUCACCCACAAGCCCAUUUUCACUCACAAACCAAAAGACAAUCACCAAAUGAUGCCAAGAUUCAAUCUUUUUGUGAAUACCAAACUCACCCACAAAGCCAUUUUCAGUCAGAAACCAAAAAACAGUCACCAAAUGUUGCCAAGACUCAAUCUUUUUGUGAAUUGCAGACUCACCCACAAGGCCAUUUUCACUCACAAACCAAAAAACAACCAACUAAUGAUGCCAAGAUUCAAUCUUUUUGUGAAUUGCAGACUCACCCACAAGGCCAUUUUCAGUCAGAAACCAAAAACCAAUCACCAAAUGUUGCCAAGACUCAAUCUUUUUGUGAAUUGCAGACUUACCCACAAGGCCAAUUCCACUCAGAAACUAAAAGACAAUCAGCAAAAGAUGCCAAGAUUCAAUCUUUUUGUGAAUUGCAGACAUACCCACAAGGCCAAUUCCACUCAGAAACCAAAAGACAAUCAGCAAAAGAUGCAAAGAUUCAAUCUUUUUGUGAAUUGCAGACUUACCCACAAGGCCAUUUUCAGUCAGAAACCAAAAACCAAUCAGCUCAAUUAGGCAACUUUUUCAGUUUUCAACCAUGUCAUCAAAAUGAAUCCAUCAGUUUUUCUGGUGAUCAUCAUCAUCAUGGCUUCAGCUUUUCACCACAAAAUUUCCCCACAGUUUUAGGCCAAAACCAAAUGUUCAAUUAUCUGAGGGAACCCCUUCAGUCCACUUCUACUUUUCCUCAAACUAUAUCUUAUUCCAAUAAUAUUGGAUUUGCAAAUGAUGGCUUAUUGGGACUUUGUACUACUCCAAUAACACAACAACAAGAAGAAGAUGAACAGGGUUCAAUUUCCACUACUCUUCUACAUUAUCAAGAUUAGUUUUUUCAUCAAGUCCUUUUUGGAGCUGAAAUAUUUGUAAGUUAGAUUUAUUAAUGUAUAAUUCUUAUUAUAGAAAUGAAAAAAAAAUCUUGAGCCAAGUCUUGGAGUAACAGUAAAUUUGAUUUUGUGUGACUUAUAACCUAUAGGUUACUGGUUUGAUAUGUGA
Messenger RNA from Solanum stenotomum, 1851 nucleotides. RefSeq lists its product as uncharacterized. The transcript has a single exon. The record is from RefSeq and is a predicted model, not a curated record. Gene Ontology annotation, cellular component: nucleus. NCBI's taxonomy places the organism in Eukaryota, Viridiplantae, Streptophyta, Magnoliopsida, Solanales, Solanaceae. The coding region runs from base 36 to 1685 and encodes 549 amino acids. Gene Ontology annotation, molecular function: DNA-binding transcription factor activity; sequence-specific DNA binding. Gene Ontology annotation, biological process: regulation of secondary shoot formation.